This is a messenger RNA of Stegodyphus dumicola, 976 nucleotides long. Its product is annotated as m7GpppX diphosphatase-like. Gene Ontology annotation, cellular component: P-body; nucleus. NCBI's taxonomy places the organism in Eukaryota, Metazoa, Arthropoda, Arachnida, Araneae, Eresidae. Gene Ontology annotation, biological process: deadenylation-dependent decapping of nuclear-transcribed mRNA. Gene Ontology annotation, molecular function: hydrolase activity; RNA 7-methylguanosine cap binding. The record is from RefSeq and is a predicted model, not a curated record.
GUGUUAACAUCAAAGUUAUUUAUCCUGCAUGUGAAAGUGAUUUUUCUGAAUUUAUUCAUCAUCCUUUAGUUAUGAUAAAGGAAACAAUACAUCUCUACAAGCAUGCUAGUGUUCAUCAUUUUAGGAGCAUUGGAUCGGAAGAGAAAAAUAAAGGUAAUGUUUCAAGACUUCCACGGAAUGAAGAUCAAACAAUAUUUCGUGAUUCAGAUCCUAUUACAGGCUUCAUACUUAUUAAAGAGGAGCUCAAAAAUUGUUCCUGCUCAAGUUUACAUAUCCGUGCAGUGGCCCAAUUGCAGAGUACAGAGUUUUUGUCUAUCAGAGAUUUAACUGAUGAAUGCAUUCCAUGGCUUGUGAAAUUACGAGACAAAUGUGUGGAGCAACUGACCAACAAGUAUGAAAUUUCAUCAUCAAGACUUGAAUGUUAUGUCUCCUACCCACCAUCAUCUUUUCCAUUCCAUGUGUUUUUUGAGACUGUUCAGAAAGAUUUACCAUUGCCUGUCACAACUACUCAUUAUUUAGAAACCAUUAUUUCUAAUCUUAAAGUGAUACCUGAUUAUUACCAGAAAAUUACCUUGACAUAUUCAUUGCCUGAGACUGAUCCUUUAUUGAGUAAGUUGCGUGAUGCUCAAAAUAAUUCUAAUAAGGAUGAAUACAGAAAUAACGAUUAACAGCUUCUGUUUUCAGAGUGGACUUGAUUUUCAUUUUUUAUCAUUAAUGGCUGAUAAAUUAAUUUAAUGUGUGAUACUAAAAUGAUGUUCUGUAUGGUUAUUGGACAUAAAAUAUGUUUUUUCAGCAUGGAUUUGACAAGUUCUUUUUAUCACUUUUUUUUUAACACUGUAAUUGGUUUCUCUUGUUUGUAAUUUUUAAGAGUGAAACUGUGUCAGAAAUGGUAGUUGUAAAAAUUCGAUUCUGUGCAAGUUAAAAAUAUUUGUGUUUGAUUGUUAAUCAAUAAACCCUGAAAUAUAUACACGAAAAA